GUAAUAUUAUUACAGUCGUCGUCGUCGUCGCGUUAAAUGACCAUCGUCAUCGUCGUUACCGCCGGCACGCAGACAAUUUCAUCCGGAACAAUAAUACAAUAAUGACCGAUCGGUUUCGGACGUACGACAGCGAAUGCGGUGUGAACGGUGCUGGCGAUCGUCAUCACUGGCCGACGGCUUUCGGGGCCCCGCGCCGGCCGAACAAAAAGUUUACGACGGUCCGGAGGCCCGUUGCACGAGGCGACGAAGGACCGGAAAUCCGCAAACCAGGCAACGGGAUGCUGUUGUCGUCGUCGUCGUCGUCGUCGCCGUCGCCAUCGUUGUCGUCGUUGUCGUCACCGUCAACAUCGUCCGCUCCGUCGACACAUUGCCACUACGAACCGUUCCGCCGUCCCAACCCCAACAACGUCGAAACCUGUGAGGCCAUCGAAUGGGAGGUCAUGUCCAAACACUUUGCCAGAUUGCCACCAUUUAUCAAAGAGAAAAAUGCGAAACAGUUCAACAACGGACAUCCACAAACGAAAAUACCACAACAUCAUCAUUUACAGUAUUAUAGCGAUCUGCACAAAUUGCACCAGGUGGCAUAUGCCACCAGAAACACUAAUGCUAGGAAACCGAUGGCGAUAGCUGCAGCUCACCAGCCGUGUUGCAAACCGUGGCAAUGGAGCCCUUACGGAGGACCUGCCGGGACGUUUAUGAACGCGUAUUACCUGUCGGAGCCACAGAGGUACGACAAUCACGCUAAGAACGUUAUCCUGGAAGACUCAUUGAUAAAAGUGGAUGAAACAGACAAACUGUCGUCGGAGGUCUGGCACACGUACUUGGACAACCGUCAGUCAGAAGGCGUUUACGAAACUAAGAUGACCAUGUGGCGCAGGUUGUCAGCGCUAAUCAAAAGCUGGGCGCCUGGUUGCGGCCUUUACCUGGUCGGAUCCACGAUGAACGGUUUUGGAGGCGACGUGAGCGACGCAGACUUCUGCCUGCUUACCGGCUGCACGGCGGCCGCGGGAGUUAACGCUGGCGUCCGGCAGCACCGAACCGUUACUGAAGAGCGGCAUCGGAUAUGUGCCGUCGAACGGCUCCAGUGGCUGAUGGGAUUACUGAACCACGAGCGUAUCAACGGUAAGGUCGGUACCGCGGAAAUGCGCAUUGUUUACGCCAAGGUGCCCAUACUCCGGUUUCGGUGGAUUGGUGCCGGCGACGACAAGAUGGACGUGGACUUUUGCUGCAACAACGUGGUGGGCAUCCGCAACACUCAUCUGCUGUACUGCUAUUCGAGACUUGAUUAUCGGGUCAGGCCAUUGGUAGUAACCAUUAAACUGUGGGCUUCCCGUCACAACAUCAACGAUCCAAAAAAAAUGACGCUGUCUAGUUACUCGCUGGUGCUGAUGGUAAUCAAUUUUUUGCAAAGCGUCGAACCGCCUGUGUUACCAUCGCUGCAGUGCAUCUACGGCAUGAAGUUCUCGGCCAACACCGACAUCGAAUUCGUACACAUGCACGAACAGUUGCCUAGCAGUGGAUGGAGAAGCGACAACAAACAGAGCCUGGGCGAAUUGCUUUUGCAAUUUUUUGAAUACUACAACGAUUUCAAUUUUUAUAAAUACGCAGUUUCUGUGAGAAUGGGAUCACCGAUACUGCUAGAAAGCUGUCGGAUGGCCGACGCCGCAAAAAACAAUCCAGGACAAUGGAAAUUCAUAGGAAUCGAAGAACCUUUUGAGAGAACGAACACAGCACGGUCUGUGAAUAACCAUAAUGUAUUUGCUCAAAUCAAAGAAGCCAUUAGUAAUAGUUACAAUCAUUUAAAAGAAACGAUGUCAUUGGAUUAAAUAUUUUGUUAGUUUGUAAAAUAACAAGACCGAAAAACAAAAACAAAAAAAACCAUAAAAAAAAUUAUAAAAUCACAAAAUUACAAGAAAAAAAACUUAAAAAAAACGACAAGAAAACUUCAUGUGGCUUUCGUCUGACGAUAUUUAUAUGCGUAUACUUAUUAGAUAAGAAAAACUCGGAAAACUAGUGUGAUAGUAAAAAAAAAAACAUGCAAAAAGUAUAUAAAAAAAAUUGUCUUAGCCAAUACAAAAAUUCAGUAAAAAAAAAAUUGUUUGAAUCUAUAGCACUUAAGUAUUAUUAUAUUAUAUUAUAUAUUGUUGAGUUUAUAUUUAAAAGAAAAAAAACCACAGCAUGCACGACGUCUGUCGAAUAUACUUAUAACUUUUUAAUUUGUUACUAUUCUUAUAUAUAUAUAUUACUUAUAUUAUUAUGAAAAUUAAAUAUUAUGUGCUCUUAUAUAGUUACUGCAGGUAUUUGAAAACAUUUGCUAGCGCAAUCCUGCACUAUUUAGUUAAAUUUAUCACUGUGUUGACUACGAUGUAUUUUGAAUUAUACGUAUAAAUUCUAUAGUAGCUUUUGCGUUAUUAUAUUAAUCAUCUUUGUUAAUAAAUAUUUUUUUCGAACAAUCUGAAAAAAUGUUAUUAAUUUUAUUUUAUUGUAGUUUAAUUUUAUUACGGAUUGUGACUAUUAAGCUUUGUCCGGAAGGUGGUUUGACAACAUAAAUAAACUAUAUGUGAUCUACGAUGUAUA
Messenger RNA from Rhopalosiphum maidis (corn leaf aphid), 2577 nucleotides. RefSeq names its product poly(A) RNA polymerase gld-2 homolog A-like. The transcript has 8 exons. Gene Ontology annotation, cellular component: cytosol. The record is from RefSeq and is a predicted model, not a curated record. The coding region runs from base 102 to 1826 and encodes 574 amino acids. Gene Ontology annotation, molecular function: poly(A) RNA polymerase activity. NCBI's taxonomy places the organism in Eukaryota, Metazoa, Arthropoda, Insecta, Hemiptera, Aphididae.